CGGCGCGGGGCAUGCCGGGAGCCUCCAGGGGAGGAGUUCGUCGCCAUUGGCGAGGCGGUUUGCAGAGCGCGCGCGGCGGCGGCGGCGGCGGCGGCGCAGGCGCAGCGGCGGCGGCGGCAGCGGCGGCGGCAGCGGCAGCGGCAGCGGCAGCGGCAGGGGCAGGUAACGGUGGGCUGGGGCGAGCGCCGCCGCCGCCUUUCUCGCGUCCCCUUGCUGCCUCGAGGCGCCCCCACGUCGGGCUGCCUCCUCUUGCGGCCUCCCCGGCCGGCGCGGGGGCUGCGGCCCUGCCAUCACCCUCCGGCUCCUCUUGCUGUCUGGCAGCUGCGAGCCCGGCCCCAGCUGCACGGGCCCUGCCUUGCUGUCCGAGAUGGGAAUCCACGGCCUGGCCAAGCUCAUCGCCGACGUGGCCCCAGCUGCCAUCCGGGAGAACGACAUUAAGGCUUACUUUGGUCGGAAGGUGGCUAUUGAUGCAUCGAUGAGCAUCUACCAGUUCCUCAUCGCGGUGCGGCAGGGAGCUGAGGUGCUGCAGAACGAGGAGGGUGAGACCACCAGCCAUCUGAUGGGCAUGUUCUACCGCACCAUCCGCAUGGUGGAGAGCGGCAUCAAGCCGGUCUAUGUCUUCGACGGUAAGCCCCCUCAGCUGAAGUCAGGGGAGCUAGCAAAGCGGACGGAGCGCCGUGCUGAGGCGGAGAAGCAUUUGCAUGAAGCUCAAGAGGCCGGAGAGGAGAACAACAUUGAGAAAUUCAGCAAGAGACUGGUCAAGGUGACCCAGCAGCACACUGAUGAAUGCAAGAAGUUACUAAUGCUGAUGGGCAUUCCUUAUAUUGAGGCACCAGGAGAGGCUGAAGCCAGCUGUGCCACCUUGGUGAAAGCUGGUAAGGUCUAUGCAGCUGCUACUGAAGAUAUGGAUUGCCUGACCUUUGGCAGUCCAGUACUGAUGCGACACCUUACUGCUAGCGAGGCUAAGAAGUUACCAGUCCAAGAGUUUCACCUGAAUCGUAUUCUGCAAGAUCUAGAUCUGACCUGGGAACAGUUUGUGGACCUGUGUAUUCUCCUGGGCUGUGACUACUGUGAGAGCAUCCGUGGCAUUGGACCUAAGCGUGCAGUUGAGCUCAUCAAGCAACACAAAACUAUUGAAAAGAUCGUUCAGCACAUAGAUACCAAGAAGUAUCCUCUGCCUGAGAACUGGUUGCACAAAGAGGCCCAGAAGCUCUUUCUAGAGCCAGAUGUGGUAGACCCUGAUGCUGUUGAACUGAAGUGGACUGAGCCAAAUGAAGAAGAGCUCAUCCAAUUCAUGUGUGGAGAGAAGCAGUUCAAUGAAGAACGGAUCCGCAAUGGGAUCAAAAGAUUGAGCAAGAGCCGGCAAGGCAGCACCCAGGGCCGACUGGAUGACUUCUUCAAGGUGACUGGCUCCAUCACAUCAGCCAAGCGCAAAGAGCCAGAAUCCAAGGGAUCAGCAAAGAAGAAAGCAAAGACCAACAAUGCAGCAGCAGCAAAGUUCAGAAAGGGGAGAUAAUUAAGUUUCCCAAACCAUUAGGAUUGGGGUUUUUUUUAUUCUCAACAAUGAAGAAGUGAAGAGUUUUAGGCUAAUAACAAAAAUAUAGGUAUAAAUAAAUUCCCAGACUAAGAAGAAAAAAGAAAAUGCUUCUUUUUUUUUUUAUGCUGUACUUUAUGUAACCUUUUCCUAUAACCUGUUAAAGCAAUGUGCUAUUUUUUUCAGAAUAAAAUUUACAUACAAAUACAA
This is a messenger RNA of Dromaius novaehollandiae (emu), 1744 nucleotides long. RefSeq names its product flap structure-specific endonuclease 1 (gene FEN1). Gene Ontology annotation, molecular function: DNA binding; 5'-3' exonuclease activity; manganese ion binding. NCBI's taxonomy places the organism in Eukaryota, Metazoa, Chordata, Aves, Casuariiformes, Dromaiidae. The transcript has a single exon. The record is from RefSeq and is a predicted model, not a curated record. Gene Ontology annotation, cellular component: nucleus. Bases 368 to 1516 code for a protein of 382 amino acids.